GUGUGUGUGUGUGUGAGUGUGUGUGAGUGUGUGUGUGUGUUUGUAUCUGGGAUUGGAAAGUUUGCAUCGUGGAAUCAGGAAGUCCAGAAAGACGUCCGUGUCAAACAGUGAUCCGUGAAAACAAGCCGUGAAACGGUCUCGUGAUGCCCGCUGGACGCGUCUGCCAUGCGGGUGACAGCUGAAGCCACGCCUCCGCUCCGUGGAGGGACUCUGCUCUGACAGUGAUAAACCUUUGACACCAGUAGGAAUGUCCUACUGGUCGGUCGGCCAUCCCCAGGACUCUCAAGACACUCCCGGCAACAUGGAGCAAGAAAACGGCCCUGGGGAGGAAAUGGGAGCCAAGGCAUCGUUGGUGGAGGGACCCGGCUCAGCGCUGGGUCCUUCUCCCACUCUGGAGAACAUCCAGGCAGCGUAUGAAGAUGGAGAGGAGGAAGCUGCCAGGGAGCUGGUCCAACAAGCCUGCUGCGUGGAGUGCAGCGUGGGGACGCCCCGCAUCGAUGGGGUCCGUCUCCUGUGUGUGGCCAUUCAGCAUGGUGAUCUGCAGAGUGUGUGUUACCUCCUAAAAGAAGCCCGCAUCACUGUGCCCCAGGAGCCAUCCAACACCAACCCAGCCAUCCUGGCAGCGUACUACGGCCACGCCAGCUUGGUCAAAGAGCUGCUGGAUUCCAUUCCCGGUCCCUGUUUGAGGAGAGACUUGCUGAACUGGAUGCUGGCCACAUCUUGCCAGCAGGGUCACCUGGAUGUGGUCCGGCUGCUUGUCCACAGCUACGACGCUGAUGCCAAGGACUGUGCCAUCCACAGCGACGAGUUUGCCGUCAUCACCGGGCUGCCGCUGUACGCUGCUGCACGAGCAGGUAAUGAGGAGAUAGCUCUCUUCCUGCUGCAGAAUGGAGCCGGGUUCUCCUCCUACACCCUCAUGGACCAUCCAGCCUUCAGCAAACAUCUCCUCAGACUCCGACUGCAGGAAACCUCCGACACAGAAGGAGAGGAGGCUGUCAGUGUGUGUUGGAGUGGUCUGCAGCUGCCCUGGUUGGAGCUGGAUUGGUUCAUGGAUGUCUCGUCACGUAUCACCCAUCUAGAUCUGUCAUCCAACUGUCUGGCUGCCCUGCCCUCUGUGGUGCCAUGGGGUCUCAUCCACCUGCGUACCCUCGAUCUCUCCAGUAACCUGCUGAAGGAGCUGCCAGUUGCUCAGAACUCCCAGGAGGUCAUCUGCUCCAGUUUACGGCAGAUAAACCUCUCUCAGAACCAGCUCACCAGUUUGCCACCUGGACUUCUCCAUCUGACCCAAAUCCGGAAGAUUUCUGCUGCUAAGAACCAGCUCACGGACCUGUUUGACAUCCCUGCCACUACAAACUGGAUCGGCCUCCGUAAGCUGGAGGAGCUGGACGUGUCCGAUAACUGUCUGACCAGUCUGCCCACGGCAGUCAUGCACUGUUUGAAAUCCCUGAGCUUCCUCAAUGUGUGCAGGAACAAACUGAGCACGUUCCCCGACCCCUGGGCCUGUCCGCUGAAACACUGCAAAGCGUCCUUCAAUGUGAUUGAGAGUCUUCCGAACACUAUCUCCAUCUUCUGGAGGACUCAGCUGCAGGAGGUGGACUUCUCUGACAACAGUCUGAACGAGCUGCCCCCGUACAUCUUUGAACUGGAGGCUCUGCUCUCCUUGAGACUGUGUGGGAAUCACAUUGCGACACUCCCAGCUCAGAGUAAAUGGAAGUGCUGUCAGCUCAGGACCCUCGACCUUUCCAGGAACCAGCUGGGCAAGACAGAAGAGGGGCCCAAAUCCAGGAGGCUGGCCUUCCUGACUACAUGGCACAGGAGAGACCCAGAUCCAGCAGUGUGUCCCAUCGAGUUUCCCAUGAUUCUGCGGGAUUCACUGGAAGUGCUGUACUUGAAUGACAACCAGCUGGAGUGUGUCCCUCAAUCAGUGUGCGGUCUGAACAGCCUCACUGAGCUCUACCUCUCCAGUAAUCCUGGAAUCCGGGAGCUUCCAGCAGAGCUCGGUCAACUCUCCAACCUGUGGCAGCUGGACAUCGAAGAGCUCAAUAUUACGAACGUCCCGCAGGAAGUGAGGAAAGAAGGUCCUGCGUCUGUCCUGGCUUUCCUCCGGGCGCACCUUCGAAAGGCUGAGCCUUAUAGACUGCUGAAGAUGCUCGUGAUUGGUCCGCCGAGACAGGGGAAGACGGCGCUUCUGGAGGUUCUACAGACCGGCAGGGCGUCUCCGUUUACACCCUCAGAAUGCAGCAUCUCCACCUCCACAUGGGAGCUGGACAAACCCAACGGAGGCAAAAACAGCAAAGACUCGGUAGCGUUCAACGUCUGGGACAUCGGUGGUCAAGCCAGCAUGUCCACAGUGAACCAGUGUUUCUUCACUGACAAGGCCUUGUACGUGGUGAUCUGGAACCUGGCUCUGGGAGAGGAGGCUGUGGCCAACCUGCAGACAUGGCUGCUCAAUAUAGAGGCACGAGCACCCAACUCUGCCGUGGUGGUCGUAGGAACACAUCUGGAUCUCAUCGACACCAAGUUUCGCACCGAGAGACUGGCCACGCUGAGAGCUUAUGUUCUGGCUCUUUGCCGAUCCCCAUCAGGGGCUCGAGCCACCGGCUACCCAGACAUCACCUGGAAACACCUGCAUGAAGUGUCCUGUAAGACCCUGGAGGGUUUGGAUGGGCUGAAGAAGCUGAUCUACCAGGUGGCUCUCUCCAUGAAAGACAGCAGCAGCUCAGCCUUUGGCACUAAACUGCUGGGCAGACUGAUCCCCAGGAGCUACCUGACACUUCAGGAAGUGGUGAUAGCAGAGAAGCAGAGGCGACAUGCGAAAGGAGAGGUCCAGUACCUAACUGACGCCCAGCUGGACUGCAUUGUCGAACAGAACCCAGAAAGUGACAUCAGAGACUACGAGGACCUGCAGACAGCCAUCAGCUUUUUGAUAGAGACGGGGACCCUGCUGCACUUCCCCGACACCAGCCAUGGGCUGUGCACCCUCUACUUCCUGUGUCCUGUAUGGCUGUCAGAAUGCCUGGAGAGGAUCAUGCACCUCAAGUCCUCUCGCUCUGUAGCCAGGAACGGAGUGAUUCAAGCUGAAGACCUCAGGAUGCUAUUGGUGGGAACAGGAUUCACCCAGCAGACGGAGGAACAAUAUUUCCAGUUUCUCGCCAAGUUUGAGAUCGCUCUUCCUGUAGCCAACAACAGCUAUCUGCUGCCCCACCUUCUUCCCCACAAACCAGCCAUGGACAUCCAUGGCUUCCGCCAGCAGUCCAACAACACCCUGCAGCGCCUUGUAAAGAUGAGCUUUGUUCCUGCUGGAUUUUGGGAGCGCUUCAUUGCCAGGAUGCUCAUCAGCCUCACAGAAAUGGACCUGCAGUCAUUUGAACCCAAAAGAAACAACAGGAGCCAGCGCAGCAGGAACUCUGUGAUCUACAGCUUUGCUGGAACUCAGCAGAGGAACCGUUGCAGCACCUUCAGGGUCCGACGCAGCCAAACCAUCUACUGGAAGGAGGGGCUGCUGGUCACUUUUGACGGAGGUUACCUCAGCGUGGAGUCGUCGGAUGUCAACUGGAAGAGAAAGAAAAGCGGAGGCAUAAAGAUCAUCUGCCAGUCGGAGAUGAGAGAUUUCUCUGCCAUGGCCUUCAUCACGGAUCACGUCAACUCUCUGAUCGAGCAGUGGUUCCCUGCUCUGACAGCCAGUGAGAGUGACGGCAGCCUCCUCAUAGAGCAGUACGCUCCCUGUCCCCUCUGCGCUUCACUGGGCCAAGUGAAGCAGGCCGACCACCGAGCUAGCAGGCCAAGCCACUUCAGUGUAAGAGGAGGACGUGGAGAAGAUGAUGGAGGUGGGGGAGGAGGUGAGGCGGUUCAUUACUUUAACAUGGAGGACUGCGUGCUGGCCGCUGUGGAGAAGGAGCACAUCAUCUGUCCUCAGCACCCCGAGCAGCCAGUCAGCCUCCAGGAGCUGGUCCCAGAGCUCUUCAUGACAGACUUCCCUGCACGGCUCUUUCUGGAGAGGGACCAGCUGGAAUACUCUGAGGAGGAGAGUAACAUUCUCGGCCAGGGCGGCAGCGGGACCGUCAUCUACCGAGCCCGAUAUCGUGAGCAGCCUGUGGCCAUCAAACGCUUCCACUUCAAGAAGUGUCGACAGCAGAACAUCUGCAGUGACACAGACACCAUGGUGAAACACUUACGCUCUGCAGAUGCUUGUCGGAGCUUCUCCGAAUUUCGCCAGGAGGCCAGUAUGUUGCACUCUCUGCAGCAUCCCUGCAUCGUCUCUUUGGUCGGCAUCAGCAUCCACCCGCUGUGCUUCGCCCUGCAAUUGGCCCCGCUGGGCAGCCUCAACACCGUCCUGGAGGAGAGGCACAAAGGCAAAGGCUCCAGGUACAUGCCCCUUGGUCACAUGCUAACCUUCAGAGUGGCCUAUCAGAUUGCAGCAGGACUGGCGUACCUUCACAGGAAGAACAUCAUCUUCUGUGACCUCAAAUCUGACAACAUUCUGGUGUGGUCUCUGGAGGUGCAGGAUCCAGUCAACAUCAAACUGUCCGACUACGGCAUUUCUCGACAGUCCUUCCAUGAGGGGGCGUUGGGGGUGGAAGGCACACCGGGUUACCAGGCUCCUGAGAUCCGACCAGGCAUCGUGUAUGAUGAGAAAGUGGACAUGUUCUCCUAUGGUAUGGUGCUCUAUGAGCUGCUGUCUGGGCGGAGGCCAUCGCUGGGACAGCACCAGCUUCAGAUAGCAAAGAAGCUCUCCAAAGGCGUCCGGCCAGUCCUCGGCAGUCCAGAGGAAGUUCAGUUCUGCUGCCUGCACAGCAUGCUGAUUGAAUGCUGGGACACCAAGCCCGAGAAGAGGCCGAUGGCCAUGCAGUGUGUGAGGCAGAUGCAGGAGCCCAGCUUCCCCUGCCUCAGGUAUGUUUUGUCCUGUGACAGCCAUUCGCAGCUCUUCCUGUCCCAGCUGCAGGGACACAGCGCCGUGUUCUGGAGCGGAGACAAAGACGACAGGAACUACAGUGUGGUGAAUGUGGAGAAGGGUCAGGUGGAGGUGAAGAGGAUGUCCUGUGAAGGCAGUCGGAUCAGCUGUCAGAUGAAGAUGGGUAACACUCUGUGGAUGGCCACUGAGGAGCAGGAGGUGUUCGUCUACAGUCUGAAGGACAUGUGUCCACUCAGUCAACCCCAGAAACACUUCUCCUGUCCAGCUGUCAUCACCUGCCUGUUUCCAGUUCCAGCAAGAGAACAGAGUCUGGCCAGAGUGUUUGCUGGGAUGUCUGACGGUCUGGUGGCAGCGUACAGCUUGGUGGACGACCUUCCUCUGGAGGGUGAGGACUUCCUGUGCUCACACACCCUCAAUAAGACGGUGUUUGGUCUGAAGGACUCGGAUCCCAGACAGAAACCUUACCCAGUCAGGAGCAUGGCUCUGGUCAGCAGCGGUUCUCAGCUUUGGUUCUCCAAUGGUCCGGGUGUGCUAGUCAUCGACUGUCUGAGUCUUCAGGCGGUUCAAAGGUUGGAGCCGUACGAGCCGCCGUCCUCCAUCAUAUCCAUGACAACCAGUUUCAGUCUGUGGGGGGAGGAGGCAGUCUGGACCCUGGACGACCACAUCAACACCCUGCUGCUUUACCAUGCUGGCUCUUACCAGCUCUGUGCCAAGUACUGCUGCAGAGACCCCAACCCUCUGCGGGACGUCUUCACCGUGCGGCGUCCUGCAGCGGUUACCACGGUGACGACUGCUGACCUCAAGACCACAGACCAAGAGGAGAAGCUGGAGUGGAACAACGGGGAGGUGACGGUGAUCUACAGCGAGGAGGCGGGCACUCAGAUCAUCCAGCACCAGGAUUCGCUGACGGACUACUGCUCCAUAUCGUCCAGCUGCUCCGCGGAGCCGCUCGGGUCAGACUGUUCCAGCACCGCAGGCCUCGGAUCAUUAGCCAGCUACAGCAGCGCACCGCUCCCUGCAGACCAGGAGGAGACGGGCAGAGACCAGCACCAGGACCAGCAGUCUGAUCUGGACUCUGCUGGGGCCGUGGACUCCACACUGCCUCAGCUGCAGGCCUUCACUGUGCUGCCAGUGAACGGGACUCUGUGGAUCCCCAGGCGCGGAGGAGAUGUGAUGGUCAUCGAGAUGCAGCCGCACGGCGAUCAGCUGAGGGGGCGUGUCACCGCCGUCCUCAGUCCGCCUGGACGUUCGUCUCUGGGGAUCCUGGAGGAGGCAGCACUAGUGGCAAAGGACACAGUUGUAUGUGGCUUUCGUAAGGAAAACAUGGAGUGGUGCCUGUGUGUCUGGAGGGGCUGGGGCUGCAACGAGCUGGAAGUCUUCUACCAGUCCUACGAGGAGCUGGGCCGCUUGGAGACCCGCAUGAGGAAAAGAAGGUAGCCGUUGUGCUGGCGACGGCGAAGGUGCAGAAUCGCGGCACUGUAUGGAGGCCGAGCCGAGGGGGGAAUACACACCGACAGACUGCCCCAGUGUUCAGAGCACGAGGGGGGCUGCAGAACGCUCGCAUCGGGGCAACGCAGGCAGGGGUGGUGGGGGGUGGAGGUCUGCCUUGAGGUCUGAGCCUCAAGCUGUGCUCACCGGUUAUGUCCCCUCACCACAUACUUGAGUACCAAUAAUAAGUUAAGACCUGAAAAGCCCUGAAGCCGAGUCACAGAUCAAGGUUGCCAGAACAGAACUUGGAAGCUUCAGUCAGUGAUUCUGCACAGACGGUGUAGUAUUUAGUGCUAUAUGUCAUCCGGGCCUGGCUGCAGUCUGUCAGCUGGUUUGGUAAGACUGAGUGUUCCGGGAUUCGGGUCAAGAUGGUGGACUGUUUGUGUCUGACUCCAGCUGCUGCAAUCCAUUGUUUAUACUCUGUCCGUCUAUUUCUGUUUCCCUCAUUUAACUAUUCCAAUCUGCAGCUUCAUGCCCUCUGGAGGUGACACGGGCGGGACAGUCUUCAGGACACUGGGCGUCUUUUUUUUUUUUUUUUAAUGAACUGGUUUCUUUCUCAGAGUUAAGCUGGUGCUGCUGGGAAACAGCUGUGUCCUGAAAACAAACAGCAGUUUGUAAAUGGAUGGAUGUCAGUGACACCUUCACACACUCAGAACACAGUGUUCCUCUUUCUCAUCCAGCACAUUUUAGGCCUAAAACUGUGUGUCAUGAAUGUGCAUGGCCUCGCUGUUAGCAGAGCUGCAAACUUAACAUCUGUGUUCUGUGCGGCGUUAUGCAACAGACAGAGCAGUGCUUCCCACAUUUUGCCACCAGGUUCUCACAGAUAAAAGACUUUUUAUUUUUUAUUUUUAAUGACGCUUCAUUCUGUUCCACGAGCAUCUGGACCUCCAAAGAAUAGAACAUGUAAAGGGGGCAAACAUGUUGUCGGGGUUUUACUCGGGCUUCACAGCUUUGGGUCGAGUGUUCAUGCUUUUACAACUUUAAAUCAUUUGAGCGUUCCAUUCCAAUCAUUUUAUGAACGUCCGUCUGAUUUCUGAUUUCUACAGCGGCCAGUAAAGAAGUGUAUAUUUUCCAUAACAGCCUUGUUGUAAGUAAGGCAGAUGUUAUUUAUUUAUCAGAAUGUAUAAUGAAGGUUUUUAUUUGCAAUAGAAGCUGUCGUGUACAUAAUCACUGUACAAUAUGGCACCCAAUAAAGUUCUUAUGAUAACUCUG
Molecule: messenger RNA, 7612 nt
Organism: Larimichthys crocea (large yellow croaker)
Lineage: Eukaryota; Metazoa; Chordata; Actinopteri; Sciaenidae
Gene: lrrk1
Product: leucine-rich repeat kinase 1
Exons: 38
Coding region: 248-6349 (2033 amino acids)
Biological process (GO): protein phosphorylation
Molecular function (GO): ATP binding; protein binding; protein kinase activity
Source: RefSeq, a predicted model, not a curated record